AUGACACGUGUAGCUUCAUUUUCAUGCAUCACAAAGGGCACGGGACCGAAACGGGCGACAUGGCUGAAGCCGCAAUGUGCGAGUCAGGCUGACCAGCCCGGGCCGGAUCCGGCUUUGGCGAAAGCCCAGAGCCUCAAUCCGGCUCUUGGCAUCUGGGCACUGCUCUUCCAGCAGCUACGACUGGGCCUCUGCAACUUGCGCAACGGUGGUGUCAUGAUGUUCCGACUGAACUGCAAG
Molecule: messenger RNA, 237 nt
Organism: Symbiodinium necroappetens
Lineage: Eukaryota; Dinophyceae; Suessiales; Symbiodiniaceae
Source: the annotation of a GenBank genome assembly